Microplitis mediator is the source of this 1538-nucleotide messenger RNA. RefSeq lists its product as uncharacterized. The record is from RefSeq and is a predicted model, not a curated record. The coding region runs from base 75 to 1538 and encodes 487 amino acids. Gene Ontology annotation, molecular function: protein binding. Lineage: Eukaryota; Metazoa; Arthropoda; Insecta; Hymenoptera; Braconidae. The transcript has 4 exons.
AACACUUAGCAGCAUAUCAGUCAUCAGUUAAACUAAUUUAUUAUUUUUAAUAAAAAAAAUUUUAUUACGGAAUAAUGCAUCAGAAAAAUUUUAUAAUUUUUCUUAUAAUUACGUCGGCCACCAUAGAGGGACGUUCAAUUGAAAAUAGUAAUUUAGGGCCAAAAAAACCGGAAUGCAAUGAAACUCUAAUUUAUUGUCCAGCUGAAUAUUCAUCAUUUGAAGAUUUAAUUGAUUUCCCGAUGCUUAAUUACAAUAGUAAUGCUAAUGAGAGAAGUAAAAUUAAUCAUAUUAGUAAAAGAGAUACUGAUGAUAAUAAUGUUAGAGCAUGGACACUGAAUAACAAUAAUGGCGUAAUUAGUAUUAGGAAAGGAAAUAAUAAUAAGUAUACGAUGCAUAUUAAUAAUGAUAACAAUGAAAUUUCAAUUAGUACAAAGAGUAAUAAUGUAAAUACAAUAGCCAUUGGACACAAUAGUAGAAGAAUAACUAUUAAUGAUGAUGAUAAUAAUGUUCACAGUUGUACUAUUGACAAUGACAGUGAUGUAUUUAAGGUUAGAAAUGGUAACAAUAAUAAGAACACGAUAACUAUUAAUCAUAAUAGUAAUGUACUUACUGUUGACAAUAAUGAUAAUAAUGUCAAUACAAUUAUUAUCAAUAAAAAUAGUAACGUGCUUACUAUUAAUAAUAACAAUAAUAAUGUUAAUACUAUUAAUAUUAAUGGUAAUAAUGAAUUGAUUACGAUUAACAAUAAUUAUAAUAAUGUCAACAAAAUUACUAUUAAAGGGCAUAGAGGAAGGGCUAGGUCAACGGAAAACGAUAAGUCAACGGUGAAAAAUCAAGCAAUGGAUAAAAGUUACCACGAAGUAGAUUCAGUUCAUAUGACAAUGGAUAAUAAUAAUAAUAAUAAUAAUAAUAAUAAUAAAAAGCGAUCUGUUAAUAGUUUAAAUGAAAGAUUUACUAUUCAUAACGAUGAUAAUAAUGUUAAAACAUAUACUUUUGAAAAUAAUUAUCAAACUCUUAUCAUAAAAAAUAGAAACAAUAAUGUUAAUACAAUUACUAUUAAUCAUGAUAGUAAUAUAAUAACUGUUGAUAAUAAUGACAACAGUAUUAAUACAAUUACUAUUCAUCACAAUAGUAACCAAAUAAUUAUAAAUAAUCAUGAUAAUAAUGUUAAUACAGUUAUUGUCGAAGGCAAUAGUGAAUUGAUUACUAUUAAUAAUAAUAAGAAUAAUUUGAAUAAAGUUAUUGUUAAAGGACGGAAAGGGAGGAUUAUUAUUAAUAAUAAUAAUAAUCCUAAUAACGUUAAUACUGUGAUUACUAAUGAUAAUAAUGAUUAUGUGGCAAUAUUUAUCAAUUCUGGUGCAAAUCUUGAGCAAGUCGAGGAGAAUACAGCAAGAUAUUAUAUCUAUAUAUACUGUGAUUUAAAGAUUUUUACUAAGAUAGCUUCUAGGGAUAUCAUACUUAAAUUUCAUGAAAUUCUACUGAUAAGAGCUAUAGCACGACAACUACCUGAAGAGAAGCGUAAACAAAGUUAUCAUUGA